CAGACAGAGUGCUGCUUCCUUCUUCGCUGAAAAUUCGUUCUGCGCCGUACGGAUUUGGCCGUGCGCACGUUUUGACGGAUGCUGGGACGAUCUUUGCGCAGGCGUUAGCGCUUCUUUGCGAGAGAAGACAUGCCAGGGAAUGCACCCGCGCGACUGUUGUUACCGAUGGGGAAAGCGUCCGAAAAUAGCAAGGAAUUGUAAAUACUCCGCAUGCGUGUCCCAUCUGCCACCAGAUCCAGCGCACCUCUCCGCUUGCUAUCCUCCUUGUUGGAUGCUUGGGUAGGGUAAUUUCAGAAGAAUCUGCACAAGACGAGCGCACCUCAAUGGAUUGCGAUUGAAGACAGUUGCGCGGUUACCUCUGCAUCGCACAGGUGCAUUUGGGUCCGCUAAUCAAUAACCAUAGGAAUUGUACCGACGAGUGGUAUGGGGGGUAUGGCGAUGAAAUGCAACAGUUGUCCGGACCGCAUGCGCAUACUGCACCGCGUCGCCGGAUAGAGGCAGUUUGCAUGCGGGCAUAAUCAAAGCACGCGCGCGAGUUCACCCCCGGCUCCUGCCACGUGUCCAUAGUAACCGGCGUCGUCGACACAUUUGACUCUACGUUGUUGUCAGUAGGAAAACAGCUUUUCAGCAAGGCAGUUCGUUCGAAAUUGAAGCGGUUGUAGUGCAAAACAUUUUCCGAGCUUCGCGAGAAUCUUAUUCCCCACGGCUUCAAGAUGGUUGACACACAACCGUACAUAAUCCGCGUUAUGGAGGAGAUGGGUUUGGCCGAGGGUGGCUUCAUACCGAUUGCAAAUGAGGAGAACAAGCAGCUGCUCGAGCAGAUCAAUCGUCUGUCCGCGGGCAGGACGGACUCAGCGGGCAAGGUGCAGCUUAGUGACCAGCGGUUGGGCAAUCUGAAGGUGCAUCUGAAGAAUGCCCAGGUGGAGUUUGAGCAAAACUCCAAGCUGAUCGGUGUGGACAAAGGGCAAAUCACGACCGAGCACGGACUGCUGAAGGUGUCGCAAAACGAUCGCUCCUUUUACCGCCAGCAACUGUCCGAUGCGAAGAAAGAGCACUCGGAGUUGGAGAAGCACGAUGAGCGAGCUCAGGGAGACAUGAAAAAAUUGACCGGCAAUGUUGAGAAGUACACCGAGCGCAUAAAGUGGGCAAAAGGAGCAUUGGCCGAAUGGAAGCAGGUGAUGGGCGAUGGCGACAAAACGAACAAGCUGAUCCUGAAGUACUGCAAGCAAGAUGCCAGCAAGGCCGAAUCGCUGGAAGCGAAAAGAAAGCAGCUGGAAAACAAAAUUGCCACCCGGCGGGCCGUGCUGGUGACGCUGUACGAGGAGUACAAAUCCUUGGAGCAGGUUCUCGAGCGAACGUCGCAGCUUUUCCGUCAGGCGCACUACGAGCGCCGCCACAUGGUGCAGACGUGGAAGGAGGCGGUGAAGCAUAUGAACCAACGCGAGGGUGCCAUCAAAUCGGUGGAGGGCGAAAUCGACAGCGCCCACGAGGUGACGGAGAUGCUGCAGGGCGAUCUGCAGGCGCAGGUCGAGUUUCUCGAGCAGCAGCAACGCAACAACCAGGAGAUUGAGCUCCGCAUUGCCGAUCUUAAUGUGGAGGUGUCGAAGCUGAGGAACAGACUGACGGCGCUGAACGACAGUGUGCAGCUGAAGACGAACGAGUAUCAAAUAACGCGCAAAGCGGUGCAGAACCUCUCGAACAAGCUGGCCACGAUGCGGAGCCGGAACUGCCACUCGCUAGUCGAGGGCAAUGAGAAGGAGCAACAGAUCCACUCUAAUCUCAGCGAGCUCGAGCUGCUGCGCGACAAGCUUGAUAACUUCCGCAGCAAGAGCCUGUGCGCACAGGACCGGCUGCGGCAGUUGAACGAAAUUGUGGAGUCGGAGGAAAAGCAGAUCCGCGCGAUGGAGAACGAAACGGAGCGUCUGUCCACCGCACUGUUCCGCGCCCAGCAGCAGCUGUUCGCGAUGCGGGAGGAGGACAAGCUGCUCAAGGUGGAGGUACACUCCACCGAGUCGGGGAUGGCCAAAAUCCAGGCUGCACUUAAAAACAUGAAGAAGGAAAUUGUCCGCCAACUGGAGAUAUCGUACACCGUAGACUACAACAUGGAGAAGGUGCAGGAAAGGAUUGCCAACAUGAAGGGCGCCGGCAAUACCCAGGAGGAGGCCAAUCGAGCCCAUGCCAAGCUGACGCAUGCUCAAAACAUUCUGAUGAUGAAGCGGCAGAAUCUGGAGGUGCUGCUGGCGCAAACGGUUAAGAUCCAGCAGGACUACCGGCAGUCGAGCCUGGUCUAUCAGCAGGAUGCAGCCGAGAUCGAACGGAUGACGGGCAAGUGGAAGGAAAAGACACUGUUGGUGGAGGGUGGCGAGAAGAAGGUUCGCCAGUGCAAGGCCGAAAAUCAGGAGCGGCUGGUUGAGAAGAGCUUGCUCAAGAUGCGCAUCAAGCAGAUGGAGCGUCAGCUCGACAGCCAGAGCGACAAGAUGUAUACGCUCGAGCGGCACCGGAUGGAGCUGGAGGCCGCCAUCAACAAGCGCAUGGUGGACAUAACGGCCCAGAAGGACAUGCUGCAGCUGAAGCGGAAAUACCUCGCCGAGGAGCGGGCACAGCUGCGGGCGGACAUAUCGGAGCGUUCGCUAAAGAUCGAGCAGCUUCGCAAUCGGUACGACCUGUCGCUGGAUCUGCUCGGUAAGAAUGAGGAUGGGACGAUUGUGACGGCGACGCAGAUAAAGAUUCAAACGGCCCAGGAAAAGUACAUGCUGCUGCGGGAAGGCAGUGAGCUAAACGUGAAGAUCCUGAAGGCCGAGGAAGAUCUGAAGGCGCUGGAGAAUACGCUCAAGGUGAUGAACUACGCGAACGACAAGUACAAGCGCGGAUUCCAGAAGGUGGAGGACGAGAAUCCGGACAUGAUUGCGAUGGAAAACAUUCAGGCCGAUUACUGUAAGGCUGUGGCUGCGCUCAAGAGCGUUCGAUCGGAUCUGGCUUCGAACACGGAAAACUUGCACGAUCUGAACGAAUGUCGCGAGCAAAACGAUAAAGCGCUGGAACAGGCCCAGAAGGUGCGGCUGGACAGCAACGAUGUGCUGUUGCGCAUUCAGAAGGAGCUGCUGGACCAGCGGACGAAGAUCCAGCGCGCCGAACGAGAGCUCAAGCUGGCGAUCAAGGCGGCGAAGGCAAAAACGAACGAUGACGAUCUGAUGCUGAUAUUCCAGAAGGAUCUCAACCUGAAGGAGCUGGAGGAGCGCAACAGUAACGCGCUGCAGCAUCUGGCCGAUCUGGUGGAGCAAAACACGGAGCUGGCUGCGUCGGUCAGCAAGCAUUGCUACGAGCGGGGUUUGCGCUUGCCGUUGAUUAAGCGCACCAAGAGUCAGAUAUCCUGGCGGAGUGAAAAUUCCCACGGCACGGAGUACAGUGGACGCGUGGAUACGAUAUCUUCUAAGCAAGCCUCCCGACUUUCGAUCUGCACCACAACAUCUUCUCGCAAUACGGAUUCCUCGGAGGAUAUCGCCAAGUCCUUCGACAAUCGCAUGAGCGCUGGACUGUCCGUCAUUCUGAUCGACUUCCCCGGCAGCAAGGCGGCCGGUGGCAAAUCCACGAAGAAGUAAGAGAAUUCGAUUCGAUA
Anopheles gambiae (African malaria mosquito) is the source of this 3616-nucleotide messenger RNA. RefSeq names its product coiled-coil domain-containing protein 39 (gene Ccdc39). The coding region runs from base 714 to 3599 and encodes 961 amino acids. NCBI's taxonomy places the organism in Eukaryota, Metazoa, Arthropoda, Insecta, Diptera, Culicidae. Gene Ontology annotation, cellular component: axoneme. The transcript has 3 exons. The record is from RefSeq and is a predicted model, not a curated record. Gene Ontology annotation, biological process: cilium movement; inner dynein arm assembly; cilium-dependent cell motility.